AAAGAGGAAGUUGGCACGUCACUCUGCGAGUUCCACACACUCCACAUACUCGCAUGCAUUUACAUUCAGUUACAGUUGCGAGGAAGACGCCAACAUGAUCUCGAUUUGGGUUGCGCCACAGUUUAUAAAAACAAGUGUUCUACGGAGACUGUUGACUUUAAUUUUCACUGUAAGUUGGCCCUUGGCCCCCAAAGAAAGUGUUGCUCAAAUUCAACUCGUAGGUGAAGUUGGUAAGAAUGUCACCAUUCGCUGUCCUGUGGACCAGCAAAAGACGAUCGAAUUCUUCUACUUCCAAAGGGGCGGAGAAUUUGUAAAUGGCUUCCAUAAAUUGAAAAAGAUACCAGAGAAAUGGGAAAACACCAGAGUGGAAAACAACACUGCAACCGUCCAAAUGAUCAAACUGAAUGCUUCGCAUAGUGGAGACUAUCAGUGUUACAUCCAGUAUAAUGAAAGGCCAAAUGUUUCUGUCACAGGCAUACACCUCAGUGUCACAGCCCACUACAGCAAACCUGCAGUCACAACGUUUUGUUCUGCACAUCGCUGCCUGUUGACGUGUGCCUCACAUGGAGGCUAUCCGCACACCAAGUUGAUGUGGAAUGUCGGGAACAGCAGUGGCCUGACAUUGAAGGUUCUGAACGUGAGCGAAGAGAGCGAUCCAAAAACAUUGUUGUACAACAUUUCCAGUACCAUGUCCUUCAACUGCUCUGAUGGAGAAGAAACAUUCAUUAGUUGUUCCGUGGAUGGUGUCACAUCUGAGUCGUUGUCUGUCUGCAUUCCAAAGUAUCACAUUCCUAUUGUAAAAACAGCAAUCUGUUCAGUAAUGUUGUUCAUCGCAACAAUUCCAUUGGUGCUGGUAUGGAAAUACAUAAAACAGCAGAAAGGUAAGCAAAUAACUAAUUUAGCUGUAGAUCCAAGAGAAAUAAAGGCCCUCAAUUAAGGCCAAAGAGAAAAGACCCUGCAGUUGUGAACCUCUGAAGGAUAAUCCACUACCCUCAAAAACUCAAGAGAGUACAGUAUAAUUAUGAUUUUCAAACUAUUCAGACAGGAGCUUCCUUGCUUUCUUUUAGAAUUGUGGAUAUUCACAAUUCAGAUAUAUAUAUAAUUUUUUUUUUGUAAAAAUGAUUUUUAAGUUUUAGUUGUCUGCCGCAUUCUGUCUUGGUUCUGUGAGUAAUCCAACCUGGUGCAAUACUUUCAACCCGAACUUGUUUGUGGUAGGAGGUCGAGGACAGCGUUUUUUUUUUUAUUUAAAUGAUGACAGCAAGGCCUGUUUUAUAAGAAACUCUAUUGAGUGGGAUUCUAUGAUGAUACUGUAUGUGACUUUUUUCACAUGUAUUUUAUUUUGUACUUCUACAUGGUUCUAUUUCAGAUAUGAAAAUACUGUCUCCAAAUUGCAUGCAAGAAGUAAAGUAAUGCAUUAGUAAAUGCGGUUUAAUACGGCGACAUAUAUUUAAUAUGUCGCCUCUUUCAUUUAUGUAAUGAAACUGUUGUUUGAUUUUAAGCAAAUCAAAAUAUUAUCAAAUUCAUCUUAUGAUGCAUUGAUGUUCUACUCUACUGCAAAUUACAAGUACAAUAAUAAACAUUUGUUCAGUGACUAUACUCUUCCAAUUAAA
Molecule: messenger RNA, 1610 nt
Organism: Hippocampus zosterae (dwarf seahorse)
Lineage: Eukaryota; Metazoa; Chordata; Actinopteri; Syngnathiformes; Syngnathidae
Exons: 8
Coding region: 95-937 (280 amino acids)
Biological process (GO): cellular response to lipopolysaccharide; T cell costimulation; positive regulation of T cell proliferation
Cellular component (GO): external side of plasma membrane
Source: RefSeq, a predicted model, not a curated record